Molecule: messenger RNA, 1245 nt
Organism: Aspergillus nomiae NRRL 13137
Lineage: Eukaryota; Fungi; Ascomycota; Eurotiomycetes; Eurotiales; Aspergillaceae
Product: kinase domain-containing protein
Exons: 2
Coding region: 1-1245 (414 amino acids)
Biological process (GO): protein phosphorylation
Molecular function (GO): protein kinase activity; ATP binding
Source: RefSeq, a predicted model, not a curated record
AUGACGGAUCAAGUAACACCGCCACAAAAUCCCAAGGACGAUGGCGCAACCAGCUUCAAAGACUCUGUGAGCUUGGACAAAUCACCACGAACACCCAAGGACAAUGGCGCGAUAGAUUCUGAAGAAUCCGCAAGUACCCACGCUUCAUCGCAAAUACUCGCGAACGAUGACAAGGCAGACUUCGGAGACUUUGUAAGCACAGACUAUGAAGAAUUUGAGCUUGGAGAAGUUGUCGAGCCGUGGGAUAAGUAUGAUCCCAAGUCAACGCCAAACGUUUUCUAUCCGAUCUGCCUGGGAGAAGUUCUCAAUGAAAGAUAUCUGAUUGAACACAAAAUCGAUGCUGGUGGGUUCUCUACUGUCUGGAUGGCCCUUGACCUCCAGAGAAACAAAGAAGUCGCUGUCAAAGUCUUGUCCACUGGCGACUGUGGAGACAUCGAACUACGCAUACAAGAUGAAAUCAUUCGGAGCGUGCAGGAUAGAUCUCACCUUGUGACAUAUUCGGACACUUUUCUGCUAAACGGAAACGAUUGUCACCAUAGGGUUAUGGUGUUUCCUUUGAUGGGGCCGUGUCUUGACCAUUAUACAGUGAUGAGAUUUGCUAUGGAUACUCGCAUGUCAGCUGCGAAACAAUUGCUAGAGGCGUUGGAAACCCUGCACAACGCUGGAAUUUUGCACCGCGCCGUCGAGCUCUGGAAGCCUGGAGAGUUGGUAGGGCCCCUCCAGGUUCCUGAAAACCUGCGCACAGAAGAUUUUUAUCUCGGUGACUUCGGUCUCGCUAUGAAAGUCGGUGACCCUGUGGCUCAACCAGGCUAUCCACCUAUGCAAUUUUGCUCCCCGGAGCGUCUCCAUGGGAAAGAUCCAAGCUUUGCCUGCGACAUGUGGAGUUAUAUGGUCAACUUUGCUGAGCUUUACCAAGGGCAACCACCGUUCAAUCCUUGGUACAGGGGCGGAGUACUGACAACCAUCACUGGCUUUCUGGGCCCACUGCCAGAGCAAUGGAAAGGUUCUUAUGUCUUUGCUGAUGGCCUCGAUUCCUGGUACGAUCAUAAUCAAACACCUGAUACCAAGAGGACCCUCUCAUCAGAGCUUGAACGCUAUCGACCCGAUGCCGAUCCAGCUGAACGAGAACUUGUGCUCUCCAUUAUGCAGAAGGUAUUCAUCUACUCACCCGAGGAGCGUCUGACUGCGACGCAGCUUCUGGCCGACCCUUCUUUCAAAGCUCUCAUGGCUAGAUUUGGUUGUUGA